Molecule: messenger RNA, 3041 nt
Organism: Scomber scombrus (Atlantic mackerel)
Lineage: Eukaryota; Metazoa; Chordata; Actinopteri; Scombriformes; Scombridae
Gene: tm9sf2
Product: transmembrane 9 superfamily member 2
Exons: 17
Coding region: 102-2039 (645 amino acids)
Biological process (GO): protein localization to membrane
Cellular component (GO): membrane
Source: RefSeq, a predicted model, not a curated record
CUGCCUCACAACCGGAUGGUGGUGCUGGGUAGAUGUAGUUAAAACUACGAACAGCUGCAAUAAAGAGUAGAAAGGUGGAGUGAAGACUGGCCGCUGUGAAGAUGCUGCGGUGGCUGCUUGGAGCUGCGCUGCUGGCUCGGGCGGCCGGCUUCUACCUCCCUGGUCUGGCUCCUGUUAGCUUCUGUGAGGCUGAUAAAGACCAAGUACCAGACUGCAAGUCAGUCAUUGAGCUGUUUGUGAACAGGCUGGAUUCAGUGGAGUCUGUUCUGCCUUAUGAAUACACUGCGUUUGACUUUUGCUCUGAGAAAACCAUGAAACGACCAUCAGAGAAUCUGGGUCAGGUUCUUUUUGGGGAGAGGAUUGAACCCUCACCAUACAAGUUUGAUUUCAAGAAAUCAGCCGUGUGUCAGAAGGUGUGUACCAGAAAAUACGACACCAAAAACUCAUCAGACAAAGCCAAGCUAGACUUCCUCAAGAAAGGCAUGUUACUCAACUACCAACAUCACUGGAUUGUGGAUAACAUGCCGGUCACCUGGUGUUAUGAUGUUGAAGAUGGACAGAAGUUCUGUAAUCCUGGUUUCCCAAUUGGAUGUUACGUCACAGAGGCAGGACGUCCCAAAGACGCCUGUGUGGUCAAUUCUAACUUUAAUGAAAAGGAUGCUUUUUACAUCUUUAACCAUGUGGACAUCACCAUCCAUUACCACAUUGUCGAGCAUGAGCAACUCGGAGCACGAUUGGUUGCUGCCAAGAUUGAACCAAAAAGCUAUGAAAAUCCUAAUGAUGACAAUCCUGACUGUAAUGGAGGACCAAAGCUGCUGAAAAACAAAUACACAGGAGAGUUUAAGAUCCCAUACACCUACUCUCUCAACUUUGUGGAGGACAAAAAUAUUCGCUGGGCAUCUAGAUGGGACUACAUCCUGGAGUCAAUGCCUCACACAAAUAUCCAGUGGUUCAGUAUAAUGAACUCGUUGGUGAUCGUGUUGUUUCUGUCUGGAAUGGUAGCCAUGAUAAUGCUGAGAACCCUGCAUAAAGACAUCGCUAGAUACAAUCAGAUGGACUCCGUGGAGGAUGCUCAGGAGGAGUUUGGGUGGAAGUUGGUCCAUGGAGAUGUUUUCCGACCUCCCAGGAAGGGAAUGCUGCUGUCGGUUUUCCUCGGCUCUGGAACCCAGAUCUUUAUCAUGACCUUUGUCACGCUCUUCUUUGCCUGUCUUGGGUUCCUCUCUCCAGCAAACCGCGGCGCUCUGAUGACCUGUGCUGUCGUUCUCUGGGUUCUGCUGGGAACUCCAGCUGGUUAUGUAGCUGCCCGCCUCUACAAAUCUUUUGGAGGAGAGAAGUGGAAGACCAAUGUUCUCCUGACAGCCUUCCUCUGUCCUGGGGUGGUGUUUGCAGAUUUCUUUGUGAUGAACCUGAUCCUGUGGGGUGAAGGCUCUUCAGCAGCCAUGCCGUUUGGGACCCUGGUAGCCAUACUGGCUCUGUGGUUCUGUAUCUCAGUGCCACUUACCUUCUUAGGAGCAUACUUUGGCUUCAAGAAGGCAGGUAUUGAGCAUCCUGUGCGGACCAAUCAGAUUCCUCGUCAAAUCCCCCAGCAGUCAUUCUACACAAAGCCAUUCCCUGGUAUCGUCAUGGGAGGAAUUCUGCCUUUCGGGUGUAUAUUUAUUCAACUGUUCUUCAUACUAAACUCCAUCUGGUCCCAUCAGAUGUACUACAUGUUUGGCUUCCUCUUCCUUGUCUUUAUUAUCCUGGUCAUCACCUGCUCUGAAGCCACCAUCCUACUUUGCUACUUCCACUUGUGUGCUGAGGACUAUCAUUGGCAGUGGCGUUCCUUCCUGACCAGUGGCUUCACUGCUGUCUAUUUCCUGGUCUAUGCCAUUCAUUACUUCUUCUCCAAGCUGCAAAUCACUGGACUGGCCAGCACCAUCCUGUACUUUGGAUACACCAUGAUCAUGGCUCUCAUCUUCUUCUUGUUCACUGGUACUAUUGGCUUCUUUGCCUGUUUCUGGUUUGUUACUAAGAUCUACAGUGUGGUCAAAGUGGACUGAAGAAUCCAAACACACAACAGACUGUUGCUUUUCUCUCAUCCACCAUUCAGCACUGUCAAACUGAACUGAACAUUACAUCCUGACCCGACACUCCUCAUUUCCUCAACCAGAGAGGACUCCGCCUCAGACAGUUUUCUGUGUUUGGGUGCCUAAACUGUUUGUGUGUAAGCAUGUGUACACUGGGUUGUAAUUUUGUUCAUACAGUAUCUAUCUGCAUAUAAUCUGAAUGAAAUCAAUCAUAACCUCACAAGACUCUUCCCAGUAUGUCGCUCAUAGUUCAUCCCAGGUCAGCGUCACACACUACAGCUGGACUGUCCAGAGAGGACUUGAGAAGUUCCGUCAGUGUCAGCUGUGAUGUCUCACAUUUUUAAGUUUGUUUUAUGAUCCCUGCGACUUGUGUUUGCAGAUGAAGUUGGAAAGUGGAGUGUGACAAAGCUGUGAGGGUCUGCUUCUUAACUGUUACUUUCUCGGAAAUUAUGUUUGUGUGUGAAAUGUUCCCUUAUUAUUAUUUUUAAACUAUUGGUGUGCACAUUUAAACACUGAAUAAUGUCAACUUCCAUUUUAAAGGCUUCACCAAGUGCAGCAGAUAUAUGAAGCCUACUUUUGUUAACAUGUGAAGGUUUGGUAUUAUUAUUAUUAUUAUUAUAGUUCAAUGAAACACUAAUUCUACAAAGGCUGUGUGUUUUGACAGAAGCAGCCAAUUCAAAUAAAACAAUUACAGUAUGACAGCUUCCAAGUAUUGUAAUUCAUAAUAACAGGAAAGCCAAAGUCCAGUCCCACUGUAGUGCAAGCCUCUGUUCCAUGAAGGGAAACACACAGCUGAUGUGUUAACUCAUCAGGAAACACCACUGUACUGUUUAGCAUCAUCAACUUGUGUUAACUCAUGAAAAGCAGCAGUUUUAUCAAAUAUCUCCCCCAGACAGGUGCUUCUCUGCUACUUAUUGAGUCUGUCUGAUGUGUAUGCUGUUUGCUAUGAGCUCCAAAUGAAAUGAUGGUCUAGUG